GCCAGAAAGAACUUGAACAGGAACAAAUCGUACCCUCAAACAAGUUCUCGAACUCCGGUGUUCAUCAGUGGCGAUUAUCGUCGACCCCGGACUGCGUAAAACUUCGUCUAUAAGGGCGAAAACACUGACAAACAGCAGGCGCUUAUCCAUUCCGCUCUUUUCUUUUAAAAAGGGAGGUCGGUUUGGCUGUGGGGAGUCAUUCCUGUCCAGACAGUAUGUCAAUGUUGCCGUCUUUCGGGUUUACGCAAGAGCAAGUGGCGUGUGUUUGCGAGGUUUUGCAGCAGGGAGGGAACCUGGAGAGGCUAGGACGAUUCCUCUGGUCUCUCCCCGCCUGCGACCACCUUCACAAGAACGAGAGCGUCCUCAAAGCCAAGGCCAUGGUGGCAUUUCACCGGGGCAACUUCAGGGAGCUCUACAAGAUAUUGGAAAGCCACCAGUUUGCUCCGCACAACCAUCCCAAACUCCAGCAGCUGUGGUUGAAGGCGCACUACGUGGAGUCGGAGAAGCUUCGCGGCAGACCGCUUGGCGCGGUCGGGAAGUACAGGGUGCGGAGGAAAUUCCCUCUGCCGCGCACGAUCUGGGACGGCGAGGAGACCAGCUACUGCUUUAAGGAGAAGUCUAGGGGUAUCCUACGGGAAUGGUACACCCACAACCCCUAUCCGUCUCCGCGAGAGAAAAGAGAGCUGGCCGAGGCCACGGGCCUGAGCACCACUCAAGUCAGUAAUUGGUUUAAAAACAGAAGGCAGAGAGACCGAGCCGCGGAGGCCAAAGAAAGAGAAAACAGCGAAAAUAAUAACUCCGGCAACAUCAAACAGAACCAACUGUCUCCCAUGGACGGCGGGAAGUCUCUCAUGUCCAGCACGGAGGACGAGUUCUCUCCGCCCCAGAGCCCCGACCAGAACUCUGUGCUUCUACUGCAAGGGAACGUGAACCUUUCCGCCGGCUCCUCUUACCCUCUGGCGAGUCUUAGUGCCGCACAAUCGGUACACAACAUCCAGGGACACCCGCACCAGCUCCAGGAAUCCUUAUUGGGACCGCUAACCUCGAGCCUUGUGGAUCUUGGUUCUUAAAGAACUGCUAGGAUUUUGUCUUCUUUUU
Megalops cyprinoides (Indo-Pacific tarpon) is the source of this 1098-nucleotide messenger RNA. Its product is annotated as homeobox protein six1b-like. The record is from RefSeq and is a predicted model, not a curated record. The transcript has 2 exons. Gene Ontology annotation, biological process: regulation of transcription by RNA polymerase II. Gene Ontology annotation, molecular function: DNA-binding transcription factor activity, RNA polymerase II-specific; RNA polymerase II cis-regulatory region sequence-specific DNA binding. Lineage: Eukaryota; Metazoa; Chordata; Actinopteri; Elopiformes; Megalopidae. Gene Ontology annotation, cellular component: nucleus; transcription regulator complex. The coding region runs from base 216 to 1070 and encodes 284 amino acids.